Messenger RNA from Closterium sp. NIES-67, 5259 nucleotides. The record is from the annotation of a GenBank genome assembly. NCBI's taxonomy places the organism in Eukaryota, Viridiplantae, Streptophyta, Zygnematophyceae, Desmidiales, Closteriaceae.
AUUUGCGCGUCACGCAACUCACGAUCCUUCUCUCGAAGCAAUCCCAGCUAAUCUCCAGUUGUGUGCUCGCGCGAGCUGCGGCGCAUACUCGUAUUUUUAUCCCCAUCCAUGUCCUUCUGACAGCACGUCAUCGUCCUCUUGCGUCCCGUCAUCAACCCCUCCACAACGUCUUUCUCUACUAGAGCUACUAUAGCUACUAGCUGUUCACACAGCCUUUCUGCCAUUGCCAACUCAUAGCCUCCUAAGCACGCGAGCACGCCGAGCUCGUCGGCAGCAACAGCUACAAAGCAGCUCAUCUCCCGCUGCUUCUUCCCAGACUCAUCGUUCCGUCCUCGCAGUCGCGAUCCGAAGCCUCUCUGGCGCCGUAUCCGCACCGCCGAUCCUCGUCGCAACUUAGCUCAACCUUCGCACUCAGCUGAGCUUCGCACAAAGCUCGAGAACAGAAAUUCCUUGGCUGCAUCGUCCAAGUUCGAGCUCGGCCGUUCAGCUGUGUGCGGACGCCUUUGCAAAACUCCAUCCUGCACCGUGCUCAAGCUCUGGACCCCGUUCUGCUCCAAUCUUUUUUCCACCGCCGCGUGAGCUGGACCCUCCCGUGCACAAGGCUCGUCGCGACUCGUCGCGUGGACAUACGAGCUGGCACAACUCUGGCUCUUUCGUCACUUCCUCGCCAUCUCCACCGGUUUCCCGGCUGAUGGACGCCAUUUUCUCAUCGGCCGCCGCAGCUAAUUCGUCCUUUCGUCCUUCCAUCCUUCCAUUCCCCUCCUGUGCUAGUGACGUCCAUUCGUCUCCGAGGUGCGCUCUUUCGCAGCAGCCAGAGGACCCUGAGAGCCACCGGGACCCUCUGAGUCAUCGCCAGCGCAACCCGCCAGAACUCACCAGCAGACACAGCGGCAGCAGUAGCAGCAGUAGCCGCAGCAUCGGCCGCAGCAGCGACGCACUUGCGCGGAACAGCUUCGGACUUAGCUGGCGGCUUUCCUCCGAGUCCGCGUCCGUCGUCGCUCCCGCCAUGAAAUUCGACGAGCAGCCGGCGGAGCCCCGACAAGAGUCACUAACAACGGCACUACUAGUAGUAACGGCAGACGGACCCCAGGUACUCACAACGGCAGUAACGGCAGACGGAUCCCAGGUACUAACAACGGUAUCGGGAGACAGAUCGGAGGUAGUGGCGGGAGUUAACCCAGAGGUCGCUACGGUAGCGGGACUUGGACUAGAGCAGGAGCCGGAACGGGCACUGCUGCCAGCUCGUGUGGAGGUCGGACGUCCAACGGCAGAUUUUGAAUCCGAGUGGGAGCACGGGGUACAUGAUAGUCAGAGACCGGCGGGGGCUGACUCGGCGUCCGAGUGGGAGCACGGGGUGAGGUUUCUCGACUUCGGAAGCGCCGCCUCGCCACGAGAAGCUUCGGAGCCUUUGGAGGUAUCGAGCUUUGAACGAGAACUGCAAUUGGCGGCGCAAGAAAUCAUCACGCGGCGAAGCGCUGGACAAAAUAGUAUAAAGUCCUCGCCGUUGGACGAGACAUAUCCCGCGGCGACGAAUCGCGAACAAUUCGACGAGCCCUCGCUAGAUUUCGCAUCCUCGUUACUAGACGAUCCGCUGAGUGCCCGCCCGCGAUCGCCCGCGGAGGCGGCGCCAGAGAUGCGAGAGUCGCUGCAGCUUUUGCCUUCCACUAUCAUUUCCCCGUUCCCCCCAUCGGCGCAGAAGUCGACGCGGAUGUCCCCGUUCCGCCAAUCGGCGGAACAGUCGUCCCCUUCCGCAAUGCGCCACGCGGACGCAGCUUCCCGUGGCAGGCGGAGUCGGAGCCCGAGCGCUUCCCCAGCCGGAGGAUCCCCGCUGCUAAGCGCCAAGCGUAACGACGACAGGGCGGAGCGGAGUGUGCGCGCCGAUUCUUCCCCGCGCGCGGCCUUUACAGGUUCCGCGGAGCAGUUUCCGCCAGAGCAGGCGGUGCUGGAAGCGAUGCUGUGCGCGCCUGCGGGGGACGUCCCCCGCGACGGGUGGAGCGGCGGAACCCCCGCGGAAUCUACUAUGGAGACGCUUGCGCGGAUCACGGCGCAGAUCGGAGCAAGCCAGCUCGCGACAGACGCGCCGCUAAUACAAUUCGCGGGGGAUGCGGAGGAUGCGGAAGCGUGCGGCGGGGAGUUCGGCGCGGAGGGAGCGGAGAGCGGAAUGUACGAGGGGCUGCUGGAAGCGGUGAUCCGCGCGCGGCCAGCGCAGGAAAGAGGCGGAAGUGGCAUGACUACUAGCGGCGGAGCAGCGGAGACUGCGGGGGGGAAUGCGCCGGGGGAAAAGGCGACGGUGGCGGAAGCGGCGUUGGCGGAACUGGAGUCGUCUAUAUCCGCGCUACAGGCUUCCCUGCUACAGCAGCAGCAACUACUAGCGCAUCAGCAGCGACAACAACAGCAGCAAGAGGAGUUCUCAACAGCACAAGCUGACCGCAGCAGGGCACUCGACGAAACCCUAACCCCGCAACUCGUUACUGCUGGCAGCAGGCUUAUUUGUGGCCCGGCUGGCGACAACUCGUUACUACCGCAGAUUUUCGCCGCCGCGGAAUCCCCCUUGCGCGGCGACUUCGAGGCGCAAGCAUGCAGAGACUCCUCGACCGCAUGGGCAGACGAAACUGCCGCCGCUUUGGCUGCGGAUGGCGCCGCCGCUGACAGUGCGGGCAGAAAUGCGGCGGAAACGGCGGAGGCGCCGCUCCCCCUGCUUUCCGCCGUGGACCCGAAUCAAGAGGCCAUGGUUGCGCUCGCCGCCUCCGCCUCCCCCCCGGGCGCGCCCCUCGCCAUUCCGCUGCUGCAGCCGAACCACUUCCCCGCGCUCCCCGCUCCCGCGCAGGACAAUCUCGCCGCGAGCUUCGGCGCUGCCAGCGCGCCACACGCGGCGGCGGCGGCGGAAAGCGCGCAGCUGGCGCUCGACGGCCGCACCGGCGGAGCAGCGGCGCGCAGCGCGUUCGGGAAGUCGCGGUUCUUUCCGCGCGCCGCGACGGCGCCGAGCCAGGGGAGCGCGGAAACCGCGGCUGCGGAGGGGGAGGUGAUUCCAGCCGGGGUAACCGCCAGUGGCGGACGGCCGUUGUUCCGCCGAUUCCAUAGCUAUAACGACCGCCGAUCCGCCUUCCUCGCUACUGCUGCUGCUGCUGGCACUGGCUGCGGCGGCGCUGGAUUGGGCGGUGGUUUGGGCGGCGGUUUGGGCGGCGAUUUGAGCGGCGCUUUGGGCGGCGGGCGUGCGAUCAUCAUUCCCGCGAGCCUAACGGUCAACGCCUCGUCGCUCUCCCCAUCAUCUUCUGCCAUUCUCGGGGCACUUCCUGCCCUCCAACCCUCCGGCCCCGCUCGCGUGACCUCCACCUCUGCUGCGCUUGAGGAAGGGGCAGGAGGAGAAGGCGAACUGUGCUACAUGCUGGAUGCUCCAGCAGGAGCAGGAGCGCUGCCAGGUGUGGUUCCAGCAGCAGGGGUGCUGCGAGGAAGUGAGAGGUGCAUUGUGUGCGGGGCGCAAGGGAGUGAGGCGCUGGUGGUGGAGGCACACGCCUGCUCCACCUGCCUGGCCUUUGGCGAGUCUGUCUAUGGCGAGGCUGUUUUGAACGAGGCUGCUACGGCCCAGGUCCUCCGGACCUCCUUCGCAGGCUCGGCAGUUGCCGCCGAGCCUCAGCUGCAGCAGGCGGACAUGUUGGAUCGGGAUAAUUUGAACGUGCCCCAGGAACAGCAGCUGCUGCAGUUCUUGCUUCUCCAGCAGCAGCAGCGGCAGCAGCGGCAGCAGCGGCAUUUUCAGACAGGAAAUGAUAGUGCCUUCCCUAAUUCUGCUGCUGCUGCUGCUGCUGCUGCUGAUGUUGCUGGCACGGGCAUUAACACCAUAGGAACUAGCAGCAACACUCUUGGAUGCAGCAGCAGCAGCUUAAGCCACAGCAGCACCAUCAGCAGCAAGAGGCACAGAAGCCACCUCUUACCAGCAGCAGGAGCAGCAGCAGGAGCAGCAGCAGGAGCAGCAGCAGGAGCAGCAGCAGGAGCAGGAGCAAGAGCAGCAGCAGGAGGGGCAGCAGAAGGGGCAGGAGCAGGGGAGGGGGGUGGGCGUGACUUGCAGAAAAUGAUCGAAGCAAGCAUCCGAGCCAACGAGUUUGCUUUGGAACGGAUUGGAGGGGAGAAGAGGGUCGGCUGGGGGCUCGGGCGGGGCAGGGGUAGCAGCAGCGGCAGCACUGUGUGCAGCAGCAGUGGCACCGGAGACAUCUUCAUUGCCUCUGCUGCUGGCGCCGCUGCCAGUGCUGCUGCUGGUACUGCUGGUGCAGCUGGUGCUGCUGGUGCUGCUGGUGCUGCGAGUGGUGGUGGUUUGGGUGAACGUCCGUCAGGGCAGGUGAAGAGAGGGAGAUGGUCUCAGAGGGAGAGAUGGUCGCACCACAUGCGUAUGGAAUACCUACGAGAACAGGAGCAGCAGCAGCAGCUACAGCAGCAACAGCAGCAGGAGGAGCAGGAGAGAAGGCAGGAGGGGUUGGUGCUGCAGUGGCUUCAGCAGCAGCAACAGCAGCAGCAGCAGCAGCAGCAGCAGCAGCAGCCUCCAUUGAACCCUCUCGCGUCUCCUCCUCUUUCUGUGCUUGACAUUCCCUUGCUCAGCAACUGGGACUCCCAGCUCCUCCUUUCCUCCUCCGCCUCUGCUCCCCUCCACUCCUCCCUCUCCAAUCCCCUAAGCUUGGCAGAAGCCUGCAGCUCCGCACCUCCGCUUCUGGCUCGGCGGUCCCGGACAUGUGCGAGCUCGCAAACCUCUGACCUCACACAAUAUGUUGCGAGCUUGAGGGCUGGGGUUGCUGCUGCUGCUGCUGCAGCUUCUACUGCUGUGACUGCUGCACCUUUUGCUGCUCCGAAUGCUGACUUAGCUGCUGCUGAUACGACUGCUCUCCUCACCGCUCUCAACCCCUCAGCACUCCCUAGCUCUGCUGCUUUCCGUGCCUCUUCCCAGGUCGAUAGAAUUCUGGCAGCUGCCAGCUUGGGGCUGGUAGGCUUGGGCCAAACAUCUGCACCUGCCUCAGUGGUGAUCCCAGGUCGGGCAUCCUCUAAUGCCUCACUGUCUGCUUCAGAAUAGCUGUGAAUGCGGAUCAAUUUCAGUACGAUAAAAUGUUGGUCGAUUCACAGGUUCCAAUAUGCCUGCUAUACUUGAGAUGGCAGACCAUGGCUACAGGACAGGAGCAUCGCCAUGGGAUAUUGUGAAGCGACUAAACAAGUAGGUGCUUGUUGUGUGGAUUGCUUGCUAUCACUGUAUUUUUAAGACUUGCACUCAUGUUCAAACCC